CGGCGAGAAAUUGCAAGAGAGAUUUUUUGUGGGCCGACAAAAUAUCAAUUGAAGUGAAGAAAUUGUACUUAUCGCGCGACAAUCCACGGCGAGUGUCUCGAGUGCCGGUGAUAAAGCCUCAGUGAGUGUCUGUGCGGAGGCGUGAGUAAGAGGCAACUGAGACAAUGGAGGCAAUUUCGGGAAUUUGGAAGUUUAUCAGCUACUGGUGGUUCAGAUGGUCACUCGUCACGGAGAUGUACAUGGUGGAGAAGUGGGAGAGAAUCACCAUGAAUUGUCUCUUUGUCGUUCUCUUUCUAGCCUUCUGGUACUUCAACUACAAGGUCUUUCUCUCAUUCACCACACACCUCACGGCCUCCCUCAUUUGGGGCGACAGCGGCGCCGGCAAGGCGGACUCCGCGGUCGCCGGGAAUCUCUGAGACCAACUGAUCCACUCCGCGCCAGCUUCCUCCACAUUCUCUUCACCUCUGAACAGACGGGAAAUUCGUAAAUAAACCACGAGAUAAACACUCA
Messenger RNA from Phlebotomus argentipes, 510 nucleotides. RefSeq lists its product as uncharacterized. Lineage: Eukaryota; Metazoa; Arthropoda; Insecta; Diptera; Psychodidae. The transcript has 3 exons. The coding region runs from base 165 to 416 and encodes 83 amino acids. The record is from RefSeq and is a predicted model, not a curated record.